This is a messenger RNA of Dendronephthya gigantea, 1705 nucleotides long. RefSeq names its product serine palmitoyltransferase 1-like. The transcript has 15 exons. Gene Ontology annotation, cellular component: endoplasmic reticulum. Gene Ontology annotation, biological process: ceramide biosynthetic process; sphingosine biosynthetic process. Lineage: Eukaryota; Metazoa; Cnidaria; Anthozoa; Malacalcyonacea; Nephtheidae. Bases 60 to 1526 code for a protein of 488 amino acids. The record is from RefSeq and is a predicted model, not a curated record. Gene Ontology annotation, molecular function: serine C-palmitoyltransferase activity; pyridoxal phosphate binding.
AUUUAUUUAGUGAAAUUAUUCAAAUAAUUCAAUCAGUGAUGUUAUACAGUAUAUAAGAGAUGGCAACCGAUAGAGAAUCCUGUGAUAAUAAUACAUUGCCUUAUUGGUCAUUUCUUUUUUCUAAACUUGUUCAAUUCUGGGAUGUUUAUAUAGGGGCACCAUUCUAUCACAUACUAUUUGAGGUGAUUUUGGUUCUACUUGUGUUCCGUCUUUUCCGUGCCAAACAGUACAAACUACGGGAAAGUGAAAUACAUUUAACUGAAAAGGAGGAAGAAGAGUUAAUAAAAGAUUGGAAACCUGAACCAUUGGUUCCUGCAAAAGCUGACCACCCUUCCUAUGUUCUUAAUCCAAAUAUCAUCAAAGGCAAACCAGGACAUAGAAUUACAGUAAAUGGAAAAUCGUGCCUAAAUCUGGCAACAUUUAACUUCCUUGGUUUUGUGGGAGAUAAAGAUAUUGAGGAAGCAAGUAUAAAGUCAUUGCGAAAAUAUGGAGUAGGUUCUUGUGGCCCAAGGGGAUUCUAUGGUACAAUAGAUGUUCAUCUUGAGUUUGAAAAGAAAGUGACCGAAUUCAUGAACACAGAGGAUGCCAUUAUGUAUGCAUAUGGUUUUUCAACAAUUGCAAGUGCAAUACCAGCUUACUCAAAAAGAGGAGAUGUUAUCUUCUGUGACGAUGGUGUAUGCUUUGCCAUCCAGAAAGGUGUGACAGCUUCUCGUAGUAAGGUAUACUGGUUCAAACAUAACAACAUGGAAGAUCUUGAACGUUGUUUGAAAGAACAAGAACAAAGGGAUAAGAAGAAUGCAAAAAAAGCCAGUGUAACAAGAAGGUUCUUAGUUGUGGAAGGAUUGUAUACAAACUAUGGAGAUCUUGCUCCUUUGCCAAAACUGAUUGAGCUGAAAUACAAAUACAAAGUUCGUAUUUUGAUGGAUGAAAGUCAGUCAUUUGGUGUUCUCGGUGCGACAGGUCGCGGUAUUACAGAACAUUUUGAUGUUAAUAGAAACGAUGUUGAUCUCAUCAGUGCGUCCAUGGAAAGUUCUCUUGCAACAAUUGGUGGUUUUUGUUGUGGUUCAUCCUUCGUUGUUGACCACCAGCGUCUUUCUGGUGCAGGAUACUGUUUCUCUGCCUCUCUGCCACCUCUCCUUGCAUCAGCUGGUACCGAAGCUUUGAAUGUCAUGGAUCAACAUCCAGAGAUGUUCGAGAAGCUACGUGACAAUGCCCUGCUUUUCCACAAGGAGUUGAAAGGAAUUCGAGGAUUGAAAUUAAAUGGCAAUGAAAUAUCCCCGAUCAUUCAUUUACGUCUUGAAACAUCUCGAGGAUCUAUUGACGAAGACGAGGAAAUACUCGAGCGUAUAGUUGCUGCAGUUUUAGACAAAGAUAUCGCUAUUUCUGUUGCGAGAUACUUGAAAGAAGACGAGGCUUUUCUACCACCACCAAGCAUCCGCGUUACUGUAAAUAGCAAAUUAACCAAAGGGGAGAUUUUGGAAUCAGCUAGAACAAUACGUGAUGUUGCGGAGAAGUUCUUGGAUUAAAAACAUUGAAUCUAACUGAACAAUAUAUGUGAUAAAAUAAUGAUGUAAUUAUCCCAACAGUGCUUGCAUGAAUGUAGCUAAUGAAUUAUUUCUUUUUACUUUUAUCAUACAAGCUACGUUCCUGUUGGAAAUACAAAACUGAUCUGAAAAUGUUAUUAAAUGUGUGAUGCAUGCAUCAA